This is a messenger RNA of Chelmon rostratus (copperband butterflyfish), 4257 nucleotides long. RefSeq names its product von Willebrand factor A domain-containing protein 5A-like. Bases 1691 to 4126 code for a protein of 811 amino acids. The transcript has 21 exons. The record is from RefSeq and is a predicted model, not a curated record. Lineage: Eukaryota; Metazoa; Chordata; Actinopteri; Chaetodontiformes; Chaetodontidae.
ACCUGGGGUGGAUGGUGAGGUGGUAAAAACCUUUAGCGUGGAAUAUGUGUAACUCCAUGCAUGCUGCUGCAGGUGGAAACUACUCAGCUAAACCUUCCAGUUCACUGAGAGCCGACUGCUGGUGAGGUUAGUUCAUGUUUCCUGUUUGGGUGCGGUCAGACAGCCCAGUUUGUGCCUGAGCUGAUGCUUUCUCACACUGUCUGUGCGGCUCCAGAGCCUCAUGACCCAGUUUCACACCAUCAACAGGUACUCAUUCCUUCAGACAGAUCCUCAUUUCUGCCAGAAAUCUGUGUCUGUGUUCUCUAUGUUCGUAGAAGCAACUGGUGUUUGAUUUGUGUGAAGGAGCAUUGUAAUGAAAUUAGCCAUAAGAGACAGCGGAACUUGCUCUAUGCAGUAUUGAUACAAAAAUGUCACCCAUUCUCCAAAGUCUGUAUCUUUGUUGUCCUCGCCCCAUGAGAGCUGUCCACACCACCUUCUAUCUUGCUGGAUGAUGCAGGCUUUUUACAACUGCACGAGUGUUUAUACAAAUGCUGCGUGGUGCUAAUCCUCACAGCUCAGAUUGCUUACAGGUGACUCAUGAAACUCCCAAUCUUCGUCACACAAUGGACAUGACAUGCACUGGUCCAAAACACUGGAAUAAAACUCAAAAGACAGGAAUUCAAUGCACCGGAUCAGAAGAAUAUUAGAUGGCACUGCCAUUGAUGCAGCAACCCUGAAAUGGCAGACCUUUAAUGAAAAUUUUGGGAGCUUGCCAGCCUCAGUAAGGUGAGAACUCUCCCUUUCUUUUGUAUGCUGUCUUUGUCCUGCACCUGUUGCUGGGGUUGGAUGUGCAAACGAUCCACAUCUUUUGCGUCAAGUUGUGAGAUGAUUUAACAUCAAGAAAUGUGAGUAUGUUCACGAAUGAUUCUGCUGUUAUGAGUCGGCUAAUGUGGAUAUUAAGGUGGUUAAAUUAGAUUGUGUCCACGGGACCCAAAUUUCACUUUUUGGGAGCCGAGAUAAAAGUUUGAGACCCUUUGCAAUACGCCAUAACUGCAUUAAAGGCUCAAUUCAAUUACACAGUCAAAGCAGUGUUAUUGUGCAGUGAAUUGGUGUUUUUUCUUUUUUUUAAUAGAUUUUUAUUCAUAAGUACCAAAAAUUUCAUCUUACUGUUCAUUAUAUUUGUAUGCUAUGGGGAACAGUGAAUGAGUGAACUAGGUAGUGGCCUGUUUUCGGACAUAGCCUCAGACCCCAGCUUUUAUUUUGAAAUAACUCGAUUUCAUCCCCCAAAACUGAUUUCAGGCUAGAACUACCGAGGGUCAUAUGACGUGCUCUGAACCGACACAUCAAACUCAGAGACGAGCGAUGGUUCCCUGUAUUAUGGCUUGAAUGUUAACCCACUAUGAUAAAGUGGAGUGAGCUUUUAAAUGCCCGACUCUCAUUGGCACAGCAGCAGUGACGUUUCCUAUCAUCGGUCACGCGCCCUUCCAGUAACGAGCACGCCCUCCACAUCUGGAGGAAGAGCUGGCGACAGGCACUGCAGUGGCAGACAGACAUGUCCAAUACAAUAAAACUCCACCUACAGGCGUGUCUUGGCUUUGACUGCUCCCAUCUAACCUGAAGUCCUGCGUAUUCGCUCUCCUGACGCUUCCUGCACGGAGUAACUUCAGAAAGUAAUUGCAAUUUCCACAUUCCAACCUGUUGAACAAACACGAUGGUGAACUGCUGCGGUCUGCUCAAUGCCAAGAAGGAACCAGUUCCUCUGAAGAGUGUGGAGGUGGAGCUGGAGGUGAGGGACCAUGUGGCUACUGUGGUCUCCACUCUGAACUAUGAGAACAAGGAGGACAAACCGAUAGAGGCUGUUUUUGUCUUCCCUCUGCCUGGAGAUGCUGCUGUGUGUCAUUUCAGUGCCACGAUUGGACAGAAACAGAUUGUAGCUGAGGUGAAGGAGAAGCAGGAGGCUCGUGAGGAGUACGAUGACGCUUUGAGCUCCGGUCAGCAGGCCUUCCUAUUGGAGGAGAGCGAGGAGAGUCCAGACAUCUUCUCUCUGAGUGUGGGCAGUCUGCCUCCAGGAGAGAGCGCCUCCAUCAGGCUGGAGUACAUCACAGAGCUGGCUGUGCAGGCUGAUGACGGGCUGAGGUUCUGUCUGCCCGCUGUGCUCAACCCUCGCUACCAACCUCAGGGUAGUGAAGGUGCCGGUGUCCAGGUGACCUCUGUUCCAGCCUCUCAGGUGCCCUACGGUCUGUCUUUCUCUGCCCGAGUGUCCUCUCCUCGUCCAGUCUCUAAAGUAGAGUCCAAGUGUUCCCUGGACCCUCUGCAGUACCUCAACACAGAGCAAACCCAGGCCACGGUGAAGUUGGCUGCAGGACACAAGUUUGACAGAGACGUUGAACUGCUGAUUUAUUACAAAGACGCCCACCAGCCCACUGCUGUGGUGGAGGCAGGACAGGCCUCUGCUGAGCCCGGCUCUCUGAUGGGUGAUCCAGUAGUGAUGCUGAGUCUGUACCCUGAGUUCCCCGAGGCUGUGAUGUCUUCAGUCUCCUCACAUGGAGAGUUUGUGCUCUUAUUGGAUCGAUCUGGAAGUAUGGAUUCACCCAUUAACAACAGCAAGAGUCAUCCGACUCGCAUUGGCAGUGCCAGGGACACUCUGCUGCUCCUGCUGAAGAGCUUACCAAUGGGCUGCUAUUUCAACAUCUUCAGUUUUGGGUCCAGCUACGAGCACAUCUUCCCUAAGAGUGUGGAGUACAGCCAGAAGACCAUGGAAGAGGCUCUGAAGAAAGUUGAGCAGAUGGGUGCUAAUCUGGGAGGAACAGAGAUCCUGAAGCCCCUCAAACAUAUUUACAGCCAGCCCUGCAUCCCCAGUCAACCUAGACAGCUAUUUGUCUUUACUGAUGGCGAGGUGGGGAACACCAAAGAAGUUAUCAAUGUGGUGAAGAAGAAUUCAGGUUCCCACAGGUGUUUCUCUUUUGGGAUUGGGGAGGGGGCCAGCACGGCUCUUGUCAAUGGCUUGGCCAAAGAAGGAGGAGGUCACGCUCAGUUCAUCACAGGAGCAGACAGGAUGCAACCCAAAGUGAUGCAGUCGCUGCGAUUUGCUCUGCAACCAGCCGUGGAGGACAUCUCAGUCACAUGGGAUUUGCCAAAGGGAGUCUCUGCCACUGUCCUCUCUCCACCAAUCACAGCACUUUUCCACGGUCAGAGGUCACUGGUUUAUGCCCAGCUCACUGGACAGAGCUCAGAGGCAGCAGAGGGCUGUGUGACAGUGAAGUACAGCCUGGCAGGUCAUGCCUCUGAGAGCGAGCUCCACUUCAGUCUCAAACCUGCAGAGGACACUGGAUUAACAGUCCACAGGUUGGCCUCUCGGACUCUGAUUCGCUCCCUGGAGAUGGAGAUGAGAGAGCGCACAGGACAGCAUGUUGACAGAGUGAAGAAGAAGGCGGUGGAGCUCAGUGUCCAAUCAGGUGUGAGCAGUGCCUUCACUGCCUUCAUCGCUGUCAACAAAGGGGAUGGCGAGGCGAUUCAAGGACCUCUGGUGCGCAGAAAUGUUCCAAUACCCAUUAUUCAGUUACGGGGCCAUCCAAGACUCCGGUGCUCUAUGCCCGUCAAUUGCAAUCUGGCCAUGAACAUUUCACCCCAAAUGCAUCCACCCCCAGUCAUGGCUUGUAAGAAGGGCAAAGCUGGUCCGAAGAUGAAGUUUAAGGCUCAACUGAUGAAAUCACAGGAAAGGCAGAUGCAGCCCCCACAGUCACUGAGCGGGGCCAUGAUGAGUCCAGCAUAUUCUGACUAUAGAGGCGUUGUUGACAUGUGCUUGCCCGAGCAGACACUCAGAGACCCUUUGCUGCAGCUGGUCUCCCUCCAGAAGGCAUCUGGCUGCUGGGUGCUAGAUCCAGCUCUGGCUGCUGCACUGGGAAAGACCAGCGAGGAAGUGGAGAACACAAAACCUGCAUCGGUGAACCAUGAAGUGUGGGCCACAAUUCUGGCUCUGAUCUGGCUUCAUGGUUUCAAGAGGGAUGCUCAGGAAGAGUGGGAGCUUCUGGCUAUGAAGGCUGUGUCAUGGCUCCGUGCUCAGAACGCAGCAUGUAUGACAGAGUGUGUGGAAGCUGGAAAUGCUGUGUUGGGUUGCAGCGAGCAGAAAGACGCCCUGGGACUCUGAGAUUUCCAUGAAACUGGCUUCCUUUUUUAGGGUUGAGCACAGAAGCAGAUUUACUCCAUCCUACAACCUUUACUUAAUCAGCACUGGAUCAUACUGUCGACGUGGAAACAAUUAAAUCCUCUUCUUCUGUG